Acanthosepion pharaonis is the source of this 711-nucleotide messenger RNA. The record is from the annotation of a GenBank genome assembly. NCBI's taxonomy places the organism in Eukaryota, Metazoa, Mollusca, Cephalopoda, Sepiida, Sepiidae.
AUGUCUUGGACGAUAUUUGAUAAAUCUAUUUAUCUACCUAUCUACCUCGUUCUGUUUCGAUCUAUCUAUCUAUCUAUCUAUCUAUCUAUCUAUCUAUCUAUCUAUCUAUCUAUCUAUCUAUCUCAUUCUUCUCAAAUCUAUCUCAAUCUGUCAUCUAUUUAUAUAUCUAUCUAUAUAUCUCAAUUUGCUCACAUCUUUGUAUCUCAUUUUGUUCACAUCUAUCUAUCUAUCUAUCUAUCUAUCUCAGUCUGUUCAUAUCUAUCUAUCUACCUCUUUCUGUUCAGAUCUCUAUCUAUCUAUCUAUCUAUCUAUCUAUCUAUCUAUCUAUCUAUCUAUCUAUCUAUCUAUCUCAUUCUGCUCACAUCCAGGUAUCUCAUUUUGUUCACAUCGAUCUAUCUAUCUAUCUAUCUAUCUAUCUAUCUAUAUAUAUAUAUAUAUAUAUAUAUAUAUAUAUAUAUAUAUAUAUAUAUAUCGCAUUCUGCUCAAAUCUAUCUAUCUCGUUCUGCUCACAUCUAUUUAUCUCAUUCUGUUCCCAUCUAUCUAACUACCUCAUUCUGUUCACAUCUAUCUAUCUAUCUAUCUAUCUAUCUAUCUAUCUAUCUAUCUAUCACGCUAGAUGUAACCUCAAGUUUUAUGCUAAGAGUUUCUUCUGUCGCACUUCUUGUUUGUGGAACACUCUUCUUUCUCCCUUGUCAACCUUGUCAACUUUGA